This is a messenger RNA of Jaminaea rosea, 2590 nucleotides long. RefSeq lists its product as hypothetical. NCBI's taxonomy places the organism in Eukaryota, Fungi, Basidiomycota, Exobasidiomycetes, Microstromatales. The coding region runs from base 136 to 2286 and encodes 716 amino acids. The record is from RefSeq and is a predicted model, not a curated record. The transcript has a single exon.
CCACCUCCUGUCAACUCGUGCGACCCUGCGCAUCAUGCUCGACGUCGUCGCAUAGUCAUCUCGCAAAAGGGCUCAGCUGAAGGGUCUAGGCUCAGCUCGACCAUUACCUCAGCCCACGCGAGCUUGUCGCCCGCGAUGAUGGUCGCCUCACCCGCUCCGUCGCCUCGCGCGACUCAGCAUCCCACGAGGAGCGCGCCAGCAAAUCUCGCCAUGCUGGCGGAUGCAUCCGCCUUCACCCUGCCCCAACAUAUGAGCACGCCAGCAUCGACUGCCCAUCCAAUCGAGGCGCUCACUCCCUCGACGGCCUUUCAAGAGAUUGCCCAACUGUACUCCUCGCCUGCUGGCAAGGCAGCGCCGCAAGGCGCUCAGUCCAGGAGGGUGGCGUUCGACAACGCGCACGAUAGCGCCGAGGAGGAGGACGACGACGAGGACAACGACGAGGAGGAGCAUGACUAUGACUCCAGCGAAGGAGAAGAGGGGGAGGAGGAGGACGGCAGCGAGGAUGUAGACGACGACGGGGAGGAGGAGGAAGACGAUGACGUGGAAGACGAAGGCGAGGAGCGUCAAGAAGGCGAAGCAAUUGAGGUGGCAGAGGAGCCUCCUAUCGACUGGGAGAGCGUAGAUGCGACCGCCUUCUUCAAUCUCUAUUUCAACACCAACAACGGGGCCGACACCUCGAGUUCGAGCAGGACUCAGCUCAAGCCUCCGACGCCAGCUCCAGCCUUUUCACCUAAUGGAUCGGCGAUACCCCAAGCUCACCCGCAGCCGCAACCGCAGUUUCAGGCUGCCUGGGAGCAGCCCGCUUUCGCGACGGCCACGUCACCUUAUGCGUCAGCACCGACGCCGCAACCGGAUUACGGCGCGGCAAUUGACCUCCUCACCACCGUCCUGGGAUCGGGUCAAGAAGUCCCGCCCGAGGUUCUUACCAUGAUCUUUAGCUCUAUUCAGACCAGUCUAGGGUACGGCCCAGCCACGACGCCCAGUGGCAGCGGGCUUGGCGAAAGAGGCGCAUCCUCGGGCAGCGUCGACAGCCUCGUGCCCAUUCUGCGCGAUCUCAUCGAGAAGCAGUCUCAACAGCAGCAGCGACUCCAGCAGCGCCAAGCUCAGCAGCAGCAGCAGCAGCAGCUCGCCGCCGCUACUCCCCCUGGGCAAGCCGUCACCGCGUUGAGCGAUUGGCAGUCCCUCUUCCCCUCUCUCGCGCCGGGGCAGGGCAUCAAUCUAGAUGACGAGGAGGACGACGAAGACAAUGACCCUUCAUACGUGCCCUGGACGGCCUCCUUUCCAGAUUUUCAUGGCUCCCCCACGUACCCCAAUAUUCCAGUGCAAGGACUCUCGCCUGCCGCGGCUGCGGCUCUGGCUGCGCAAGACCAGACUCGCCCCUACCCUCCAGCCGGUGAGGAGUCGGCGGGCAAGGAUGAGUCGCAGGGUGCGCAGACUGCUAUGCUGUACAGCUCGCAAGAGGGACGUCCAGCAGCCAAGCGUGUGCGCCUUGACGACAGCGUGCCCAGCUCGGGCGAUCGCGUGUCUACCCUCGCCUCAAAUCAAGGCACGCACUCCUCACAGCAAGCACACGCCUCCUCGUCCUCCGCUCCAAACACUGUCGAGAACCCUCUUGCCAACCCUCCAAAGAAGAAGAACAAUCGUGGCCGCAAGCCCGUCUAUCAGACUGACGCGGAUCGCAAAGCUGCCCGUCGCGAGUCGAGUCGCAGAGCUCAGCAACGCUUCAGGGACAGGAACAAGGCGCGUCGCAUCGCCGAGGGCGAUCCGAACAGUCGACGUGGGCCUGGACGACCGCCUCGGAAUGGCAGCAAAAGCAUCAGCGGAGCAGCGAAGCGGGACAGUCUUGAAUCGGCUGGAGCGGAAGACCUAAGGGUGGAGAAUCGUCGGCUUGCUGCUGAGGUGAAGCGGUUAAGGUCCGAGAAUGCGAGGCUGAAGGAGCGGCUGCGGGUAGGGAGGGAGGGUGAGCAUGGGGUGCGCCAUAGCCAGGAUGCGCAGAGCGAUUUCAGCGGCGACGAUGACGACGAAGAUCAGUCGAUGUACAGCGAAGAGGACGAGGGCAGUGAGGGGGAGGAUGGUGACGAAGAGGGGGAUCAUGUGGACAGCGGCCGCGAUUCGUCACAAGAGGGUCACGCGAGGGGCGCUCACCAUCGGCACAAUGGGGACCAAGCCACUAACGUCAGCGCCAGCAAGAGGGUGAACGGCCACGCGGUACGUGGGAGAGCUGCCACCGCCGGGCGCGUUGGUAUGCAGGCCAUCGAUCCAAGGCAGCUUCAGAGCUCGCAGUAGCGCACACCAACGUAGGGCGCUAGUCUGCAGGAGCGGGAGGAAUGUGGGCUGCUCGACGUCUGCAGGGUAGAGCUGAGAGGCACGGGCUGCCCUACCUUUUCUUUGUCACCUAUCCAUCAUAAUCUCGACUCGAAUAUACCAAUCCAUCGCACUCGACGUGAGGUACAGCACGCUGCUCGUCGAGUCGCAGUAGGCUGCCCUCGCCUGCUGACAUAAGCACUCCUCCGCCCGUCUGUCAACCACGUGGCGUCCGUCGCUGAAUUUUGGCCGCGGCGGCUCGAGAUUGGCCCUCGCGACUCUCUUG